AUGGGAGGGGGGACGAGGGCAGGGCUUAGGAGUGCGCGCUCCGGUAUGAUUGGCUGGAGGCGUAUGGGCGUGGCCAAGAUGGGGCGCGCUUACGGCUCAUUGGCUGGGAGCGCGAGUGCUGGUCGAGGGGCGCGCGCGGCGGUGGCGGCCAUGGAGGGGACCAGCGCCUGCUUCCGGAAGGAGCUGGUGAGCAAGCUGCUGCACCUGCACUUCAAGGACGACAAGACCAAAGUCAGCGGGGACGCACUGCUGCUCAUAGCCCAGCUGCUCAAGGUCUUCGUCGUAGAGGCCACCGUCCGCAGCAUCAGGCAGGCCCAGGCAGAGGACCUGCCAUGUGUGGACGUGGAGCAGCUGGAGAAGGUGCUGCCGCAGCUGCUUCUGGACUUCUAG
Molecule: messenger RNA, 390 nt
Organism: Pipistrellus nathusii (Nathusius's pipistrelle)
Lineage: Eukaryota; Metazoa; Chordata; Mammalia; Chiroptera; Vespertilionidae
Source: the annotation of a GenBank genome assembly